AUGACAGCCGGGACAGUGGUCAUCACCGGUGGAAUCCUAGCAACAGUUAUACUACUCCUUAUCAUCGCAGUACUGUGCUACUGUAGGCUGCAGUAUUAUUGUUGUAAGAAGGAGGAACUCGAGUCGGAGGAGGAGGAGCCAGACUUUGCCGUCACGUCCCGCCUCCCCCCUGUUCACUCUAACCACAACAUAGUGGCGGCCACUGCAGCCGCCUCGGCCAUCCCCAAUGGCCCCGCUCUGUUCUCCACUCCGCCUCUGGCCAGGAAACUGACUCGCUCACAGACCUUCUGUCCCUCAUGUACACACUAUGAUCUGCCCUUUUACCUCCAGCCCCCACAGCCUCAGCCCCCGCCGCCUCAGAUGCACCACCAGCCAGAUGGGCUGAGAAAUGGAGGGGAGCGCAUCAGCUACCGCAGCGUCCAGCAGCAAGAGAUGGACUUGCCUGUGCCUGUGAACAUCACAAACUACCGCAAGCCUCAGCUGGCCCGCUCUGUCACCAUGAGGGACAUGUUCCAGCGCAGCUGUAGCAUCAGCACCGAUGUUUAG
Molecule: messenger RNA, 546 nt
Organism: Knipowitschia caucasica
Lineage: Eukaryota; Metazoa; Chordata; Actinopteri; Gobiiformes; Gobiidae
Source: the annotation of a GenBank genome assembly